Colletes gigas is the source of this 2390-nucleotide messenger RNA. RefSeq names its product T-box transcription factor T homolog (gene byn). Gene Ontology annotation, cellular component: nucleus. Bases 1 to 1809 code for a protein of 602 amino acids. Gene Ontology annotation, molecular function: DNA-binding transcription factor activity, RNA polymerase II-specific; RNA polymerase II cis-regulatory region sequence-specific DNA binding. The record is from RefSeq and is a predicted model, not a curated record. The transcript has 6 exons. Gene Ontology annotation, biological process: positive regulation of DNA-templated transcription; heart morphogenesis; cell fate specification. Lineage: Eukaryota; Metazoa; Arthropoda; Insecta; Hymenoptera; Colletidae.
AUGCAGUCUGCGGCGGCUACUCCCGGUUCUCCAUCGCGUUCAUCCUGUUGCGAAAGGGAACGGGAAAGGGAGGUUCGCGAGGACCGUGAACUGGAACGCGUCAGGCAAAGUCGGGCGACUCCUGAAGGCGAUCGCGAGGAACAGAACGACGAGAGGUCCGCUGUAUCCGGGCAAAGUCUUGGUACUAUGACGAUUAGCGGUAACCAGGGAUUACCUCUGUCUCUGUCUUUAGAGGACAGAGAUCUCUGGACCAAGUUUCAGUGCCUCACCAACGAAAUGAUCGUCACGAAGAACGGAAGACGCAUGUUUCCAGUUGUCAAGAUAGUCGCGCGAGGAUUAGAACCGAAAGCCAUGUACACUCUUCUUCUCGAAUUCGUCCAAGUGGAUCCGCACAGAUGGAAAUACGUUAACGGAGAAUGGGUCCCAGGUGGAAAGGCGGAAGUCGCCCCACCGAAUCCUAUUUACAUACAUCCAGAGAGCCCGAAUUUCGGAUCCCAUUGGAUGAAGGAAGCUGUAUCGUUCGCUAAAGUGAAGCUGACGAACAAAUCUAACGGGAAUGGACAAAUUAUGCUGAACUCGUUACACAAAUACGAACCUCGUGUUCAUUUGGUUCGCGUGGAUGCGGUGGAGCAAAGAACGGUUCUUACGUACCGCUAUCCUGAGACACAGUUCAUAGCAGUGACAGCUUAUCAAAACGAGGAAGUGACGAAUUUGAAAAUUAAAUACAAUCCUUUCGCGAAAGCGUUCCUCGAUGCUAAGGAAAGACCUGCUGAUCCACAAACUUAUCCACAAUACACAGGUGCUUGGUUUCUGCCACAGUCUAGUAUGGGAUACGAAUAUAAUACUGCUACAGCCAUUGCAGCCGCCCAAAAUCAAGCAUCGGUAACGGUUAAUAAUCAUCUCUCGAAUUCCUGUACCAUUUCUACAGCUGGUCACAGAAAUACUUGUAGAUCGUCGCCUUACACACUGAGACAUAAAUAUAUUCAAGAUGAACAACGCACGGAUCCAUAUAGCCCGGUGCAACUCUUGCAUUCCACAGCCUACAUGGCAGCAUCGGGAUGGUCACCACGGAGUCCAGAAUCUUUACAAAACUUAAGUCCAGCUUGUUUACCACCUACCCAAGAAUGGCCCACAUCACCUUCGCCUUCGCCGACUUCAACAUCGCAUGCAGUAUUCAACAGAGGCACUGUUGGGACAGCAUCACCAACCACAGCUACAGGGUGCACAUUGUAUGUGCCGUCAAAUCUAUCUUCUGUCUCUCAAGAGCAUAGUCACUGCGCCGACACCUCAGCCUGGAUUCAUCCCACCACUCUGUCAGAGCAACAACAACAGCAACAAUCCUACUUAAAUUUGAAUCUCCACUUACAUCACCAGAUGUCUUCUUAUCCGGUUCCACAUACCGGGUUACAUCACACUUUACAUCCAAAUGGCACGGAUGCGGUUCCUCCUGUUGACGAAUAUGUUCACGAGUAUCAGGCUUCCCCUAUUCAAUCAACAACACCAGACCGUCAUCCGCAACACCAUCAUCCUCAAAUGUUACAUUUGCAACCAAUUCAACAGACUGGUACAGUGUCUCCUGUCAGUGUAGAAUAUGACACUCCUCCAAAGGAACAUCAUAUACCUGUUAGUUACUCGGAUCAAAGUGCAGAUACGCUGAACGACGUACAAUCAAACGAGAACCGAAGAUAUCUGACAACGGUUAUUGAUAGACAUCACCGUCAGGAUUCAGAUAUUGCGACCAAUGAUCAUCAGGCCGCUGCUUGGACACCACUGACACCGCCGCCUGCUCCGCAAACUACAGCAAUUUGAUUUAAGUAUGUGAUACAACUAGUUUUAUUUAUGUUACUUAGCUACUACUCUAUGAUUUCCACAACUGUUUCUAUAGGUAGGUGAUUAAACGAGAGCAAAAUCGAAAUAUAAACUAAAUAUGAAGUUGUACACAGAGUCCACUUAGGUGCAAUACGAAUAAGGUGUUCUGAAACAUAGAUGUGCUAAAAUUGAUAGUUUAAAGUUUGGGUAUGUUCAUACUCGUCAAAAAGAACAUACGUCAUAAACAGUUAACACAUUAUUCCUUAUUUUGAUGAGUAAUAUACAUAUAUACAAUUUAAACCAUUAAUCUUAGCAUACCCUGUAUAGGUAUUUGAAAUUAUAUUAAUUAUUGUUAAGUAUAGGAUACAUUUUUUAAUGUGAAUCGAAAAAUUUGGGCAAUAUGCAACAAGAAUGUAACGAAUACUAUGAAACAGGAAUACAGUGAACACAUGGUAAAAUAGAGAUACAUAUUAGCGUUUAUAACGGGAUUAGUUAAACAGUUUGUAGAUUUUAUCUAAUAAACUGUUUAAAUGUGUUUUGCCAAUCGAAUAAUUGAUGUCAAUUCAAUUUCGAUUUCCGAG